AUGGCCUUUCGGUCUGCGGCGGGCGCGUUUGACGCCGAGUUUCCAGGACGAGGGAGCGCGGGCGGCGGGGGCGUCAGGUUCGGCAGAGGCCAGGGCCCUCGCCGCCGCCCCGGCUCGGCCCCGCCCCCGCCCCGCCCGCAGCACGAGUUCGCGGCUCCGCUGGCCCGCAGGACCCUGGACACGCUGCGGUGCUACUCCGUGGGCGGGGGCUGGGAGAGGAGGAGCGCGCAGCCCCCGCCCACAACACGCGCCUCCGUCAAGUCGGUGGAGACAACGCGCGCCUCCGUCAAGUCGGUGGAGACAACACGCGCCUCCGUCAAGUCGGUGGAGACAGCGCGCGCCUCCGUCAAGUCGGUGGGGACAGCACGCGCCUCCGUCAAGUCGGUGGAGACAGCGCGCGCCUCCGUCAAGUCGGUGGAGAGAGUCUCCAGGAGUAGCUCUACGUUCAAAAAGCCCAGCCUGGUCAGGGAGCGAGCGGACGGCAGCUAUUGCGAGUGGUUCGCAGCCGCCUUGGGCAACCUGGAAUGGUUGCGGUUCUGUCUGAAUCCGGACCUUAAGGGAAUCCUCACCGAUAACAAGGGUUUCACUGCCAUCCACUUUGCAGCCCAAAAAGGCAAGCUAGAAUGCCUGCAGGUCUUGGUAGAGGAGUACCAGUUUCCCGUGGACCUGCCCACCAAAAAUGGCCAGACUCCACUACACCUCGUCAUCCACAAGGAAAACAGGAACGUGGUCCUCCCGUGCAUUCGCUAUCUGCUUCAGCACGGGGCAGCCCUCAACACUCAGACACGCAAUGGCUCCACACCGCUGCACCUGGCAGCCCGGGAGGGCCUGCUGAGCUGUGUGAAGGUCCUGGUGAAGAAUGGCGCCAAUGUCCACGCCCGAGACGCCAUAGGCUGCAAGCCCAUCGACUAUUGCAAAAUAUGGAACCACCGCGUCUGUGCUCGGUUCUUGAAGGAUGCCAUGUGGAAACGGGACAAGAAGGACUUUGCCUGUGAGAUGGGGAAGCUGAAGAGGCUCAAAGGCCAGCUGGCCCUCAUGGAGCAGGACUACCAGACUGAGUAUCAAAAAGAACUACAAGUUCUGAGACAAGCUGAUUUCAAGAAGUGGCUCCAUCGCAAGCUACUGCCUCGAGGCCAAUCUCUGACCCCCAGCACUGAGCAAGAGCCCCAAGCCCCUCCCUGGGCCAUCCCCGUCUCCAAGAUCCCCAAGCUGCCCAAGAGCUUCCACCCCUCCCCAGAGGAGCACCUGCAACAGAUACCACAGCCCCACCUGCAGCCCCCGCUGACAGCCACACCCCUCUACAGGCAGCCCACAGUGAGGCAGCCCAAGCCGUGGAAUAUCAGCAACAACCCCGCCAGAUCCCCCACCGCCCAGAUCGGCUCCCCACCGGGCAUCCGUCUGGGUGUGCAUCCAGACCCCAGCCUGGAGCACGACUUCCGCCGGUUCCUCAAGAUCAGGUCUGAUGGGCAAGGUGGUGCGCAGCUGCGCACGGUGGCUGGCAACCAGGUGGCCCCUGUGCCUCGGCUGCCCUUGGAGGUGAUAGUCCGUGAGCUGUACCCUCAGGUGCGGCCGUGCAGGAUGAAGGUGCCCCAGGGCUUCCACUCGGUCAGCAUAAGGGACGUGGACCGGAAGCGGUACUUGGGUGACAACACCUUCUGGACUGACACUCUGGCCAUGAACUUGCGUGAAACAUUUGAUGAAACCUUCCUGGCAGCAGUGCAAGCCCAUCAAGGGCUCCCCGUUCUGCCCUGCCCCUAACCACCCCCCACCCCCCAUAAACUUAUUUUGGUAGCCUCUCGA
Molecule: messenger RNA, 1800 nt
Organism: Eptesicus fuscus (big brown bat)
Lineage: Eukaryota; Metazoa; Chordata; Mammalia; Chiroptera; Vespertilionidae
Gene: ANKRD53
Product: ankyrin repeat domain 53
Exons: 6
Coding region: 1-1758 (585 amino acids)
Biological process (GO): mitotic metaphase chromosome alignment; regulation of mitotic spindle organization; regulation of mitotic cytokinesis
Cellular component (GO): spindle pole
Molecular function (GO): protein binding
Source: RefSeq, a predicted model, not a curated record